This is a messenger RNA of Cricetulus griseus (Chinese hamster), 12966 nucleotides long. The record is from RefSeq and is a predicted model, not a curated record. NCBI's taxonomy places the organism in Eukaryota, Metazoa, Chordata, Mammalia, Rodentia, Cricetidae.
AUGACUCUUGUCCUGCUGGGUCUAGCCAUUCUGUUGCUCCACCAUGUGGUCUGUGAAAAGCCCCUAGAAGAAACCAUUCCUCCCUUGGCUUGGCGCUUUACACAUUCCCUGUACAAUGCCACCAUCUAUGAAAACUCUGCUCCCAAGACCUAUGUGGAGAGUCCAGUGAAGAUGGGCAUGUACCUGGCGGAUCCCCAGUGGAUGGUGAAGUACCGGAUCAUCUCUGGAGAUGCAGCUGGAGUGUUCAAGACUGAGGAGUAUGUGGUGGGCAACUUCUGCUUUCUUAGAAUAAGGACCAAGAGCAGCAACACAGCGCUUCUCAACAGGGAGGUUCGAGACAGCUAUACGCUCAUAGUGCAAGCCUCAGACAAGAGCCUGGAGUUUGAAGCGCUGACCCGAGUGGUAGUCCACAUCCUGGACCAGAAUGACCUGAAGCCCCUCUUCUCCCCACCUUCCUACAGAGUCACCAUCUCUGAGGACGUGCCCCUCAAGAGCCCCAUCUGCAAAGUGACUGCCACGGAUGCCGAUCUGGGCCAGAACUCUGAGUUCUAUUAUGCCUUUAAUGCCAGGUCAGAGGUGUUUGCCAUCCAUCCCACUAGUGGGGUGGUCACUGUGGCCAGGAAACUGAAUGUCACAUGGCGAGGGAAGUAUGAGCUCCAGGUGCAGGCUGUGGACCGCAUGAGGAAAAUCUCAGAGGGCAACGGGUUUGGCAACUUGGCUGCAUUGGUAGUUCAUGUGGAGCCUGUGCACAGGAAGCCCCCAGCUAUCACCUCCGUGGUCAUGACUCCACCAGAUGGUGAUGAAGGUGCCAUCUAUGCCACUGUCACAGUGGAUACAAAUGGCUCCGGAGCUCAAGUAGAUUCCUUGGAGGUGGUUAGUGGUGAUCCUGGAAAGUACUUCAAAGCCCUCAAGUCCUAUGCCCAAGACAAUGAGUUCAACUUGGUGGCAGUCAGGGACAUUAACUGGGCAGAACACCUUCAUGGCUUCAACCUCAGCUUCCAGGCCCACAGUAGGAGCAGACCUCUUGCCCACUCCCCCAUCAGGGCCUUCCAUUUCCCACCCUCCAGGCUGACCAACCUCAGAUUCGAGAAGGCUGUUUACAGAGUAAAGCUCAGCGAAUUCUCUCCGCCCGGAAGUCGUGUGGCAUUGGUAAAGGUCACGACUGCCCUUCCCACUUUGCGUUAUACUCUAAAGCCAUCUUCUGGGAACACAGUAUUCAAGCUCAAUCCUCGCACAGGCCUAAUCACCACCAUGAAGCUUGUGGACUUCCAUGAGCAAAGCCAGUAUCAGCUCCAUGUGAAAACCUCCCUGGGCCUGGCCACUACCACCGUGAUUAUUGACAUUGUGGACUGUAACAACCAUGCCCCAGUCUUCAAUAGGUCUUCCUAUGAAGGUACCUUGGAUGAGAACAUCCCUCCUGGUACCAGUGUUUUGACUGUGACAGCCACAGACCAGGACCAUGGGGACAAUGGAUGUGUCAGCUAUUCUAUUGUUUCCCCCAAAGUUGUCCCAUUCUCUAUUGACCCUUACUUGGGGGUCAUCUCCACCACUAAACCUAUGGACUAUGAACUCAUGAGAAGAAUAUAUACCUUCCGGGUCCGGGCAUCAGACUGGGGGUCUCCUUUUCGCCAGGAGAAGGAGGUGUCUGUUUCUCUGAGGCUCAAGAAUUUGAAUGACAACCAGCCUAUGUUUGAGGAAGUCAACUGUACUGUGUCCCUUCGUCAAGAUGCACCAGUUGGGAAAUCGAUAAUGGCUGUGUCUGCCAUAGACAUGGAUGAACUUCAGAACCUAAGAUAUGAAAUUGUGUCUGGCAACGAACAAGACUAUUUCCAUCUCAACCAUUUCUCGGGGGUGAUAUCUCUCAAACGCUCCUUUAUGAAUGCCACUGCUGUUCGACCCACCAUCUAUUCUCUGAAGAUUACAGCCUCUGAUGGCAACAACUAUGCCACCCCCACAACUCUGAAAGUCACUGUGGUGAAGGAUCCUCACUCUGAGGUCCCUGUACAGUGUGAUAAAACAGGAGUGCUGACCUAUAUCACAAAGACCAUCCUCCAGUCUGCUGGGCUUCAGGGCCAAGAGUUGGGUGAAGAGGAAUUCACCUCCCUCAGCAACUAUCAGAUCAACCAUCAUGCUCCCCAGUUUGAGGACCACUUCCCCCAGACCAUUGACAUUCUGGAACAGGUUCCUAUCAACACCCCCUUGGCCCGCCUGGCUGCCACUGACCCAGAUGCUGGCUUUCAUGGCAGUCUGGUCUAUGUAAUUGCAGAUGGCAAUGAGGAAGGUUGUUUUGACAUUGAGCUGAAGAUAGGAGCCCCCAGCCUCUAUGUCCUCAAUGUGACUGUGUACGACCUGGGAACUCCCCAGAAGUCCUCCUGGAAGCUGUUGACAGUGACUGUGAAAGACUGGAAUGAUAACCCACCCAGGUUUCCUCCAGGUGGGUACCAGCUCACCAUUUCUGAGGACACAGAAGUUGGGACCACGAUUGCAGAGCUGAAGACAAAAGACGCUGACUCAGAAGACAACAGGAGGGUUCGCUAUUCCCUGCUAACCCCCACAGAGAAGUUCUCUCUCCACCCACUCACUGGGGAGCUGGUUGUCACAGGACACCUUGACCGGGAAUCAGAGCCUCAGUACAUACUCAAGGUAGAGGCCAGGGACCAGCCCAUGAAGGGCCACCAGCUCUUCUCUGUCACUGACUUGAUAGUCACAUUAGAGGACACCAAUGACAACGCUCCCCAGUGCAUCACAGAGCACAGUAGGCUGAAGGUGCCAGAGGACCUGCCCCUUGGGACAGUCUUGACAUUCCUAGAUGCCUCUGACCCUGACCUGGGCCCUGCAGGUGAAGUGAGAUACAUCUUGGUGGAUGAUGUCCAUGGAACCUUCCGGGUGGAGCCGAUGACUGGAGCUCUGAGUUUGGAAAGAGAGUUGGACUUUGAGAGGAGGGCUGGUUACAAUCUGAGCCUUUGGGCCAGUGACAGUGGGAGGCCUCUAGCCCGAAGGACCCUCUGCCACGUAGAAGUGUUAGUCCUGGAUGUAAAUGAGAAUCUCCACUCUCCCCACUUUUCAUCCUUCGUAUACCAGGGCCAGGUGCAGGAGAACAGCCCUGCAGGGACCCAGGUGAUGGUAGUCACAGCCCAGGAUGAAGAUGGUGGCUUGGAUGGAGAGCUCCAGUACUUCCUACGGGCUGGCACUGGCCUGGAAGCUUUCAGCAUCAACCAAGACACAGGAAUGCUCGAGACUCUGGUACCUCUGGACCGAGAAUUCACACCCUACUACUGGUUGACAGUACUGGCUGUGGACAGGGGCUCUGUUCCCCUCUCUGCUGUCACUGAAGUCUACAUUGAGGUUACGGACAUCAAUGACAACAUACCCUGCAUGUCUCGACCGGUGUUCUACCCCUGUGUCCAGGAAGAUGUCCCUUUGGGUACCUCUGUGCUUCAGCUGGAGGCCUGGGACCCAGACUCCAGCUCUCAAGGGAAGCUGACCUUCAACCUCACCAGUGGGAACCACAUGGGGUACUUCGUCAUUCAUCCAUUCACAGGUGUCCUGACCACUGCCAGACAGCUAGACCGAGAGAACAAAGAUGAACAUGUCCUGGAGGUGACUGUGCUGGAUAAUGGGGAGCCCCCGCUAAAGUCCACCUCCAGAGUGGUGGUGUGCAUCUUGGAUGUCAAUGACAACCCACCCAUGUUCUCCCACAAGCUCUUCAAUGUCCGCCUUCCUGAGAGACUGAGCCCAUUGUCCGCAGGGCCUGUGUACAGUCUGGUGGCUUCAGACCCAGAUGAAGGUCUCAAUGGCAGCAUCACCUACAGCAUUGAGGAGAGUGAUGAGGAGGGCUUCAGAAUUGACCCUGUCACGGGGCUUGUGUCUUCCAGCAGUACUUUUGCAGCAGGAGAGUACAAUAUCCUAACGAUCAAGGCAACAGACAGUGGGCAGCCAGCCCUCUCCACCAGUGUCCGGCUACACAUUGAAUGGAUUCCCCAGCCUCGGCCAUCCUCCAUUCCACUGUCCUUUGAUGAGCCCCACUACAGCUUUACGGUCAUGGAGACGGACCCUGUGAACCACAUGGUGGGAGUCGUCAGUGUAGAGGGACGGCCUGGCCUCUUCUGGUUCCACAUCUCAGAUGGGGAUAAAGACAUGGACUUUGACAUUGAGAAGACCACAGGCAGCAUUGUCAUAGCCAGGCCUCUUGAUACAAGGAGAAAGUCAAGCUAUAACUUGACUGUGGAGGUGACAGAUGGGUUCCACACCAUUGCCACCCAGGUCCACAUCUUUAUGAUUGCUAACAUCAACCACCACCGGCCUCAGUUCCUGCAGGAUCACUAUCAAGUCAGGGUCCCGCAGGACACACUGCCUGGGGUUGAACUCCUCAGAGUCCAGGCCGCAGAUCAAGACAAUGGCAAAGGCCUCAUCUAUACCAUCCACAGCAGCCAGGACCCUGGAAGUGCCAGCCUCUUCCAGCUGGAUCCGAGCAGUGGCGUGUUGGUGACAGUGGGGAGACUGGACCUUCACUCCCAGCCUUCUCAGCACAUUCUGGUGGUUAUGGUCCGAGACCAAGAGAUGCCCAUCAAGAGGAACUUCGUGUGGGUGACCAUUCAUGUGGAGGACGGAAAUCUCCACCCGCCUCACUUCACUCAGCUCCAUUAUGAGGCAAAUGUUCCUGACACCACCGCCCCUGGCACAGAGCUGCUGCAGGUCCGAGCCAUGGAUGCUGACCGGGGAGCCAAUGCUGAAGUCCAUUAUUCCUUUCUAAAAGGCAACAGUGAAGAUUUCUUCAAUAUUGACACCCUCUUCGGCACCAUCACAGUAGCCCAGAAACUAGAUCAUGUUCAUCACACUAAGCAUAUGUUAACUGUGAAGGCAGAAGACCAAGGCUCCCCACGGAGGCAUGACCUGGCUAUGGUAGUCAUUCGUGUCCACCCCUCCGACAGCAGUGCUCCCAUCUUUUCAAAAGAUGAGUAUUUCAUAGAGAUUCCAGAAUCAGUCCCUGUUGGCUCCCCAAUCCUCCUCAUCUCUGCUACAAGCUCCUCUGAAGUCACCUAUGAGUUAAGAGAGGGGAACAAGGGUGGUGUGUUUUCCAUGAACUCCUAUUCCGGCCUUAUCUCCACCCAGAAGCGCUUAGACCAUGAGAAAAUCUCAUCAUACCAACUGAAAAUCCGAGGCAGCAACACGGCUGGUGUGUUCUCGGAGGUGGUGGCAUUUGUCUACAUCAUCGAUGAGAAUGACAACGCUCCUGCAUUCCUAAAGUCAACUUUUGUGGGGCACAUCAGUGAGGCAGCUCCUCCUCACAGCAUGAUCCUAGAUGAAGACAACAGCCCCUUAGUGAUCCGUGCCUCUGACAGUGACCAGGAAGCUAAUUCCUUGUUGGUCUAUAAAAUCUUGGAACCGGAGGCCUUGAAGUUUUUCAAAAUUGACCCCAGCAUGGGAACCCUAACUAUCACAGAAGAGCUGGAUUAUGAGAACACACCCUUGUUCCAAUUCAACGUCUAUGUUCAUGAUCAAGGAACACCCCUCUUAUUUGCACCCAGACCUGCCAAGGUCAUCAUCCAUGUCCGAGAUGUGAAUGACUUUUCCCCCAGGUUCUCAGAGCAGAUAUAUGAAGUGGCAGUUGUGGGACCCACCCACCCUGGCAUGAAGCUUCUCACAGUGCAGGCCAAGGAUGAUGACUCAGAAGUCAUCUAUAGCAUUAAAACAGGCAACACUGAUGAAGCCUUUGCCAUUCAUCCCAUCACAGGCCACAUAUCUGUGGUUAAUCCUGCUGUUCUGGGGUUUUCUAGGAAGCUCACCAUUAAGGCUUCUGAUGGUCUGUAUCAAGAUACUGCAUUGGUAAAAAUAUCUUUGACCAAAGUCCUUGACAAAAGCUUACAGUUUGAUCAGGACAUCUACAGGGCAAGAGUGAAGGAGAAUAUACCACACAAAAAGGCACUGGUGAUUCUUGGUGUCCAUGGAAACCAUUUGAAUGACACCCUUUCCUACUUCCUCUUGAAUGGCACAGACUUAUUUCAUAUGGUCAAAUCAGCAGGUGUGUUGCAAACCAGAGGGGUGCUAUUUGAUCGGGAGCAGCAGGACACUCAUGAAGUGGUAGUGGAAGUAAGGGACAACCGGGUCCCUCAGCGGGUGGCUCAGGCUCUGGUCAGGGUUUCUGUUGAAGAUGUCAAUGACAAUGUCCCUGAGUUUCAGCAUCUGCCCUAUUAUACAGUCAUCCAAGAUGGCACUGAACCAGGGGAUGUCCUCUUUCAGGUAUCUGCCACUGAUAAGGAUUUGGGAGCCAAUGGAACAGUCACAUAUGGGUUUGCAGAAGAUUAUGCCUAUUUCCGUAUUGACCCCUAUGUUGGGGACAUAUCACUUAAGAAGCCCUUUGAUUAUCAAGCUUUGAAUAAGUAUCACCUCAAAGUCAUUGCUCGGGAUGCAGGUACCCCACCUCUCCAAACUGAGGUAGAGGUACAUGUCACUGUCAGAAAUAAAUCCAACCCAUUGUUCCAGAGUCCUUACUACAAAGUCAAAGUCCCUGAAAAUAUUGCACUCUAUACCCCAAUUCUCCACACACAGGCCCGGAGUCCAGAGGGACUGAGGCUCAUCUAUAACAUUGUUGAGGAAGAGCCUUUGAUGCUGUUUACUACAGACUUUAAAACUGGGGUCCUUACGGUGACAGGACCUCUGGACUAUGAAUCUAAAAAUAAACAUGUGUUCACAGUAAGAGCUACAGACACGGCUCUGGGGUCCUUUUCUGAAGCCACAGUAGAAGUCUUAGUUGAGGACAUCAAUGACAACCCUCCUACCUUUUCCCAGUUGGUAUAUACUACUUCGGUUUCUGAGGGUUUACCUGCUCAGACUCCCGUGAUCCAGCUGUUGGCUUCUGACCAAGACUCAGGAAAGAACCAAGAUGUCUCCUAUCAGAUUGUAGAGGAUGGCUCAGAUGUUUCUAAGUUCUUCCGGAUCAACGGGAGCACGGGGGAGAUGUUCACCAUCCAAGAGCUGGACUAUGAAGCACAACAACACUUUCAAGUGAAAGUCAGGGCCAUGGAUAGAGGCGAUCCCCCGCUCACUGGUGAAACCCUUGUGGUUGUCAAUGUGUCUGACAUCAAUGACAACCCCCCAGAGUUCAGAGAACCUCAGUAUGAAGCCAAUGUUAGUGAGCUAGCAACCUGUGGCCAUCUGGUUCUAAAAGUCCAAGCCCUUGACCCUGACAUCGGGGAUACUUCCCGUUUGGAGUACCUGAUUCUUUCUGGCAACCAGGACCGACAUUUCUCCAUCAAUAGCUCAUCAGGAAUCAUUUCUAUGUUCAACCUUUGCAAAAAGCAACUGGACUCAUCUUACAACUUGAGGGUAGGUGCUUCUGAUGGGGUCUUCCGAGCAACUGUGCCAGUAUAUAUCAACACCACAAAUGCCAACAAGUAUAGUCCUGAGUUCCAGCAGCAUGUCUAUGAGCUGCUAGCCAUAGACAAAGACAGUGGUCCCUAUGGCACGGUGGAUUACACCAUCAUCAAUAAGCUAGCAGGAGAAAGGUUCUUAAUAAAUCCCAGUGGUCAGAUCACCACUCUGCAGAAACUGGACCGAGAAAAUUCAACUGAAAGGGUGAUUGCUAUUAAGGUUAUGGCAAGGGAUGGAGGGGGGAAAGUGGCCUUCUGCACAGUGAAAAUCAUCCUCACUGAUGAAAAUGACAAUGCCCCACAAUUCAAGGCAUCUGGGUACACUGUGUCCAUCCCAUCCAAUGUCAGCAGAGACUCCCCUGUCAUCCAGGUAUUGGCUUAUGAUGCAGAUGAAGGUCGGAAUGCAGAUGUCACCUAUUCAGUUGAUUCAAUAGAGGACCUUGCCGAAGAGAUCAUUGAAGUCAACCCAACCACUGGUGUGGUCAAGGUGAAGGAAAGCCUGGUAGGUCUGGAAAACAGGGCUGUUGACUUCAACAUCAAAGCCCAGGAUGGUGGUCCUCCUCAUUGGGAUUCUCUGGUACCAGUACGACUGCAAGUAGUUCCUAAUGAAGUACCUUUGCCCAAGUUUUCUGAACCUCUGUAUACUUUCUCUGCAUCUGAAGACCUUCCAGAAGGUUCUGAAAUUGGGUUUGUGAAGGCAGUAGCUGCUCAAGAUCCAGUCAUCUACAGUCUGGUUCAGGGUACUACUCCAGAGAGCAACAGGGAUGGUGUCUUCUCCUUGGACCAAGACACAGGAGUCUUGAAGGUGAGGAAGGCCAUGGACCAUGAGUCCACUAAAUGGUACCAGAUUGACCUGAUGGCACAUUGCCCUCAUGAGGAUACUGACUUGGUAUCAUUGGUUUCUGUCAAUAUUCAAGUGGAAGAUGUCAAUGACAAUAGGCCUGUAUUUGAGGCUGAUCCAUAUAAGGCUUUCCUCACUGAGAAUAUGCCAGGAGGGACCACGGUCAUUCAGGUCACUGCCAAUGACCAGGACACUGGGAGUGAUGGACAGGUGAGCUACAGACUGUCAGUGGAGCCUGGUAGCAACAUCCAUGAACUCUUUGCUGUUGACAAUGAGAGUGGCUGGAUCACCACACUCAAAGAACUUGACUGUGAAACUCAACAGAUUUAUCAUUUCUAUGUGGUGGCCUUUGAUCAUGGACAGACCAUCCAGCUGUCUUCUCAGGCCCUGGUUGAAGUAUCCAUCACAGAUGAGAAUGACAACCCCCCUCGGUUUGCUUCUGAAGACUAUAGAGGCUCUGUGGUGGAGAACAGUGAGCCUGGUGAACUUGUGGCCACUCUGAAGACUUUGGAUGCUGACAUCUCUGAGCAGAACAGGCAGGUCACCUGUUACAUCACAGAGGGAGACCCCCUGGGUCAGUUUGGCAUCAAUCAAGUUGGGGAUGAAUGGAGGAUCUCCUCAAAGAAGACUCUGGACAGAGAGCACAUAGCCAAAUAUCUACUCAGAGUCACAGCAUCAGAUGGCAAGUUCCAGACUUCAGUUCCUGUGGAGGUUUUCGUCCUGGACAUCAAUGAUAACAGCCCACAAUGCUCACAGCUUCUCUACACUGGCAGGGUCCAUGAGGAUGUCACCCCUGGACAUUUCAUCUUGAAAGUUUCCGCCGUAGAUGCGGACAUGGACACCAAUGCUCAGAUCACAUACUCUCUGCAUGGACCCGGGGCCCAGGAAUUCAAACUGGAUCCUCACACAGGGGAGCUUACCACACUCACAGCCCUGGACCGGGAAAGGAAGGACAUAUACAACCUGGUUGCUAAGGCAACAGAUGGAGGGGGCCAAUCAUGCCAGGCAGACGUGACUCUCCACAUUGAGGAUGUGAACGACAAUGCCCCAAGGUUCUUCCCCAGCCACUGUACCGUGGCUGUCUUUGACAACACCACAGUUAAGACCCCUGUGGCUGUGGUCUUUGCCCGGGAUCCUGACCAAGGUGCCAAUGCCCAGGUAGUGUACUCACUGACGGACUCUGUUGAUGGCCAGUUCUCCAUCGAUGCAACCUCAGGGGUGAUUCGUCUGGAGAAACCUCUGCAGGUCAGAUCAAACUCAGCUGUGGAGCUCACGGUCCAGGCCUCAGACCUAGGCAUCCCAAUACCACUGUCCACCUUGGGCACUGUCACAGUCUCCGUGGUGGGCCUGGAGGACUACCUUCCCAUCUUUCUGAACGCAGAGCAUAGCACACAGGUUCCCGAGGAUGCUCUAAUAGACACAGAGGUACUACAUCUGGCUACCCUCACACGUCCGGGCUCAGAGAAGACUGGUUACCACAUCACAAGUGGGAAUGAGCAGGGAAAGUUCCGACUGGAUGCUCACACAGGAAUCCUAUAUGUCAACGGGAGCCUGGACUUUGAGACAACUCCCAAGUACUUCCUGUCCAUCGAAUGCAGCCGGAAGAGCUCUUCCUCCCUCAGUGACGUGACCACCAUAGUGGUUAAUGUCACCGAUGUUAAUGAACACCACCCCAGAUUCACCCAUGACCUGUACACUGUGAGGGUCUUAGAGAACGCCGUUGUGGGUGACACCAUCUUGACUGUAUCAGCAUUUGAUGAGGAUGGACCUAUAAAUAAUGCCAUCACCUAUAGCCUGGUAGGAGGGAACCAGCUUGGACACUUCACUAUCAACCCCAAGAAGGGGAAGCUUCAGGUGGCCAAAGCGCUGGACUGGGAACAGACACCCAGCUACUCCCUGAAGCUCCGAGCCACAGACAGUGGACAGCCCCCAAUGCACAAAGACACAGAAGUGGCUGUUGAGGUGGUUGAUGUCAAUGACAACCCACCCAGGUUCUUCCAGCUCAACUACAGCACUGCUGUCCAGGAGAACUCCCCUAUUGGCAACAAAGUCCUGCAGCUGAUCCUGGAUGAUCCUGACUCCCCACAGAAUGGGCCCCCCUACCCCUGUGGGAUCACUGGGGGGAACACUGGGUCUGUGUUCCGGGUGACUCCAGAUGGAUGGCUGGUGACAGCUGCAGCCCUGAGCAGGAGAGUGAAGGAGUGGUAUCAGCUUCACAUUGAGGUGUCAGACAGUGGCCUCCCGCCCUUGUCAUCUUCCACGAUGGUGCAAGUACAUGUGACAGAGCAGAGCCGCUACCCACCCUCCACACUUCCACUAGAGAUCUUCAUCACAGUGGGAGAGGAGGAAUUCCAGGGCGGCAUGGUAGGUAAAAUCCAUGCCACAGACCGAGACCCACAGGACACACUGACCUACAGCCUGGAGCGAGAGGAAACCCUCGGCAGGUACUUCUCGGUGGGGGCAUCUGAUGGCAAGAUUAUUGCAUCCCAAGGACUGCCUCGUGGCCGAUACUCACUUAAUGUUACAGUCAGUGAUGGCACCUUCACCACCACCACUGGGGUUCAUGUCCAUGUGUGGCACAUAGGUCAGGAGGCUCCUCAGCAAGCUAUGUGGCUGGGCUUUCACCAACUCACCCCUGAGGAGCUGGUGAGUGACCAUUGGCGCAACCUGCAGAGAUUGCUGAGCAAUACCUUGGACAUCAAACGAGCCAACAUCCAUCUGGCCAGCCUGCAACCUGCAGAGAUCACAGCUGGGGUGGAUGUGCUCCUGGUCUUUGAGGGACAUUCCGGAACCUCCUAUGACCUCCAGGAGCUGGCAUCUGCCAUAGUUCAUUCAGCCAAAGAGAUGGAACACUCAGUGGGAAUUCAGAUGAGGUCAGCCCUGCCUGUGGUACCAUGCCAAGGACCAAGCUGCCAGGAUCAUACUUGCCAAGAGACAGUGUCCCUGGAGCCCAGGGUUGGGCCCACUUACAGCACAGCCAGGCUCAGCAUCCUGACACCACGACACCACCUGGGGAGGAACUGUUCCUGCAAUGGUACCACGUUGAGGUUCAGUGGUCAGAGCUAUGUGCGGUACAGGCCCAGAGAGGCUGGGAACUGGCAGGGGUUCUCCCUGAAGCCCCUCCAGCCACAGGCCGUUCUAAUGUUCACCAAUGAAACAAUCUCUAUUUCUCUGAAGCUGGCCAAUGGCUUUCUCCAGCUGGAAUACAGCUGCCCAGGUGGUUUCUAUGGAAACCUUUCUGCCCGGCACUGAAUGAAUGAUGGAGAGUGGCACUCCAUGCUGUUUGAGGAGAGGGGCACUUCUGUUCAUCUGUUGGUUGACACCACGGACAACACCUCCCUUGUCAUCCCAGAGGAAUGUCAGGGUCUGAGGACUGAGAGACACCUACUGCUGGGUGGCCUUGUCCCCUCAAAUUCUCCUUCAAAUGUUUCCUUGGGCUUUGAAGGCUGCCUGGAUGCUGUUGUGGUCAAUGGUGAGAGGUUAGAGCCGCUUGGCCAUGGAAAGAAGAUGGUGGGCUGGCUGGAGAGACAGGCCCUCACCCAAUGCUGCUGGCCCAGCACUGCCUGCAGCCAGAACCCAUGCCUCAAUGGUGGGAGCUGCUCACCUGCCCUUGGAUCAGGCUACCUGUGCAGAUGCCCCCCUCCAUUCUCUGGCAGGAACUGUGAACUUGGAAGGGAGAAUUGCACUUCUGCACCCUGCCAGGAAGGUGGCACAUGUGUCUCUUCCCCUGAAGGCACUUCCUGUAACUGUCCUCACCCUUACACAGGUGACAGGUGUGAGAUGGAAGCAAGGGGCUGCUCUGGAGGACACUGCCUCAUCACCCCUGAGAUUAAGAGAGGGGACUGGGGACAACAGGAGUUCCUGAUAAUCCUAGUAGCCUUACCUCUCAUCAUCAUUGCCACCGUGGGACUCCUCCUCUACUGUCGCCGCUGCAAGUCUCACAAGCCAGUGGCCAUGGAGGACCCAGACCUCCUAGCCAGGAGCAUUGGUGUUGACACCCAAGUUCCGCCUGCCAUUGAGCUUGACCCAUUGAGCACCAGCUCCUGCAACAACUUGAACCAAGAGCCCAGCAAGACUUCAGUUCCGAACGAACUUGUCACCUUUGGACCUAGCUCUAAGCAGCGGCCUGUGGUGUGCAGUGUGCCUCCCAGGCUCCCACCAAUCCAUUCAAGCUUCCAGAGACAAGAUGCACAGAUCAGUCACAAGCCCACCAGCUCCCUGGUAUAUCCAGGUGGAGCUGCGGUCUGGCCCCCAACUUACUCCCGGAAGGAACAUUGGGAAUACCCACACUCCGAAGCAAUGCAGGGUCCUCUGCCACCCUCUCCUCACCGACAUGUCAGCCCUGCUGUAAUGCCAGAUCCCACCGGCCUCUAUGGGGGCUUCCCUUUCCCCCUGGAACUGGAAAACAAGCUGACAACCCCCCCACCCCGUUAUAGCAACCAGAACCUGGAGGACCUGAUGCCUCCACGGCCCCCGAGUCCCCGGGAACAUCUGCUCGCCCCCUGUCUCAAUGAGUACACAGCCAUCAGCUACUACCACUCACAGUUCCGCCAGGGAGGAGGUGGGCCCUGCCUGGCAGAAGGGGGCUAUAAGGGGGUGAGCAUGCGCCUCAGCAGAGCCGGGCCCUCCUAUGCUGACUGUGAGGUGAAGGGAGGGCCUGCCACAAACCGGAGCCAACCUCGAGCACCCCCCAAUUAUGAGGGUUCAGACAUGGUAGAGAGUGACUAUGGGAGUUGUGAGGAAGUCAUGUUCUAG